AUGCUACAUUCGAUAAACAAAAUUGAACAUGUUGAUAAUAGUGAAGAACGUGCGGGUCUAUUCAAAUCUCAUCAAUAUAAUUAUAAUGAUAAUACCGGAAAAAAAUCACCUUAUAUAGUUGUCGAUGAAAAUAAUGUUGAUGAAAAUCAACGAUUAGUUGUUAUUGAUGAAUCUCAACCAUUAGUCAGGUGUAAUGUACUUUAUUUGGGUACAGCUAUUCCAUCACCAGAUAAGCAUGGUAUUGAUUCUUUACAAGAACCAUUAUCGAGACGAUAUCCAACCGAUGGAAAUGAAUCUGUUCGAGGUAUUGAAGCAUGGUUAUCUGUCGAUGCAAGUGGUUUACAAAUACAAUUUGUUUCUGAUCCAUCAAUUAUGAUUUAUUAUCCAAUUCGUUCUCUUGUCUAUUGUGCUAGUGUACGUUUUGUAACACGAACAACAACAGGUGAUAAAAUUCGAAAUGGUGGACGUUUUGUUCCAUUAGAUUCUCCAGAAGCUCAUCAUAUAGGAAAUAUACGAAAUCCACCAUUAUUUGCUAUUACGUUUCAACGAACACGUCAUUUACCUGUAGAUGAAUGUCAUUGUUUUGUUUUAAAAUCUAAACAAGUUGCAUUAGACCUUGUUCAAGCUUGUUAUGAUGCAUAUGAAACAACUGAUUCACGACAAGAUUGUUCAAAAGUUCCACUUUAUUUUAAAAUUAAUCAUGAUGGAUCAAAUAUUCAAGAAACUGAUGAUGAAAUACGCAUUGUACCAGCAUUAGAUGCAGAAAAAACAAUAGAUUAUCAAAUAAAUAAUAAAUGUGCUGGUUUUUUCUAUACAACAGAUCAAGUAUCGCUUUGUUCUUGGCAAAUAUGGGAACAUCCUAAAUAUGAUAGUGAUCGACCAUCAAGUCGUCAGUCUUUAAGAUCAGUAUCAUCUGUUUCAUCAUAUCGUAGUACUCAUCAACAUCGUCGUACAACUAUCCCAUCAAGUCCUAGCAUUCAGCUAUCUUUAUCCGAAUUUCAAUCUAAGUCAAGAAAUAAUUCUAUUAAAGAAUCAUUAGAACCAGCAGCAAUUGAUCCAUUUGCUCCUGAUCCUAAUGUUAUUCGUGUUGAACGUAUAAAAGAUGCUAAUACAGGUCAAGAUAUUUUUAUUCGAUUUCUUCGUAAUACAUUAGAAACUUCCAAACAAUCAUCAUUAAAUCAAAAACCUCCUUAUGAUUUUCAUAUAGAAUUUAAAAAUGAUUAUCAAUUAGAAGGAGAAAUAUCUAAUGAAAUGAAACAUCUAAUAAUAGAUGAUGAACAUGUUAAAAAAUCAACCACGAUUGACGAAGAACAUUUUGAAAAUCUGGGUAUAAGUGAUUAUGAAAAUUUUGAAAAAUCGGCUACAACUAAUGAUGAACAUAUUAAAAGUCCAACUACAACCGACGACAAACAUUCUCCAGAACCGGUCACAAUUUAUGAUGAGAGUGUUAAAAAUCCGGCUACGACUGACGAUGAAUAUUUUAAAAAAUCGCCUACAAUUAACGAAGAACAUUUUGAAAAUCCGGGUAUAAUUUAUUAUGAAAAUUUUGAAAAAUCGGCUACAACUUAUGACAAAUAUAUUAAAAGUCCAACUACAACCGACGACAAACAUUCUCCAGAACCGGUCACAAUUAAUGAUGAGAAUGUUAAAAAUCCGGCUACAACUGACGAUGAAUAUUUUAAAAAAUCGCCUACAAUUAACGAAGAACAUUUUGAAAAUCCUGGUAUAAUUUAUUAUGAAAAUUUUGAAAAAUCGGCUACAACUUAUGAUAAAUAUAUUAAAAGUCCAACUACAACCGACGACAAACAUUCUCCAGAACCGGUCACAAUUUAUGAUGAGAGUGUUAAAAAUCCGGCUACAACUGACGAUGAAUAUUUUAAAAAAUCGGCCACGAUGGAUGACGAACAUUUUAGAAAAUCGGGCACAAGUGAUUAUGGACAUUUGGAAAAAUCAGCUACAGCUGAUGAUGAGCGUUCUAAAAAACGGAUCACAAUCGACAAGAAACAUAUUAAGAAGCCAGCCACAACCGAUGAUGAACAUAGUAAAAAACCAACGAUAAUCAAUGAUAGACAUUAUAAAAAAUCGACCAGAAUUGAUGAUGACUAUGUUAAAAAGUCAAGCACUAUCGAUGACAGACAUCUUAAAAAACCGUCUAAAAUUGAUGACAAACAUUCUAGAAAAUCGCGCAUAAGUGAUUAUGGACAUUUUGAAAAACCGGCUACAACUGAUGAUGUAUAUGUUAAAAAAACAAGCACAAUCGAUGACAAACAUUUUAAAAAAUCGGCCAGAAUUCAUGAUAACCAUUUUAAAAAACGGAUCACAACUGGUGACAAACAUUUUAAAAAGCCGUCUAGAAUUGACGACGAACAUUCUGAAAAGUUAGGCAUAAGUGAUUAUAGGCAUUUUAAAAAAUCGACCACAAUUGAUUAUAAUAAACCACAAUUUGUAAUAACCGAUCAUAAGCGAAAAAAAUCAAAGAGAAGACAUAAAAAACACAAUCAUCACAAUUAUGUAGUUAUUGAGGAAUAUUUUGAAGGUCAUCAUAAAAAAAAGGAUUCGCAUACAACUCAUAAAAAACAUCGACACAACCAUGGUGAAAUUAUUAAUUUAUCUUUAAUGCCAUUAAUACAACCACAAUCUGCUACGGGAGUGUUCAGUACGACAUAUCCACAUGAGACGAUACAGCCGUAUGAGAGAACAUAUUCAUAUGACAGGAUGCCUUCAUAUGAGUUAAGAUCUCCAUAUGAGACACCAUUUACAUUUCAUACAUUACCAUUAUCACACGAAUCAAGUUUUAUUAACAAUCCUUCUCCAUAUUGGUUUUAUACAAUGUAA
Rotaria sp. Silwood2 is the source of this 2835-nucleotide messenger RNA. Lineage: Eukaryota; Metazoa; Rotifera; Eurotatoria; Philodinida; Philodinidae. The record is from the annotation of a GenBank genome assembly.